Messenger RNA from Hydra vulgaris (swiftwater hydra), 945 nucleotides. Its product is annotated as coiled-coil domain-containing protein 166. The record is from RefSeq and is a predicted model, not a curated record. NCBI's taxonomy places the organism in Eukaryota, Metazoa, Cnidaria, Hydrozoa, Anthoathecata, Hydridae.
AAAAACUUAAGAUUUUCUUCAAAUGAAAAAAGGAAAGAAAAAAAUGCCUGAAGUAAACCCAACUGAAGUUGAAAGAGAAUUACCAACUGAAAAUGAAAUUCUCUUACAAUCUGAAUUAAAAAAACUUACUGAAGAUUUGUCACAGAUGAAAAUUAUUGUUGAAAAAGCCCACCAAGAAAAUGAAUUCCUUCAAAAAGAAGCCAAUACUGUCAAACUGGAAACGCAUGAGUACAUGAAGUAUAUAGCCAAUAAGAAGCAGAAACGACAAAAAGAUAUCAUAACUUUAAGUGACUGGUAUGCUGAGCAAAUCACGCAAAUAAAAGAAAGAAAAGAUGAGAAGCUACGUGUUUAUGAACAUACAAAACAAAAAUUGAGAGAAGUUAUCUUAAGAAAAGAAGCAGAAUUGGUGGAGAUUAAAAAUGAAGUAGAAGAUUUGACUGAGUAUAAGAUAUUGCAGCAGCAACAAAAUUUAAAAAUUAAUGCACUUGAAAAACAAGUUAACGAGCUUCGUAUCAAGCACAACGAAUCUGUUCAAAACUUACAAUCUAAGUUUUUAGAAGAAAACAUAAAAUUUGAGAAGGAGUCUAAAGAUGAAUUAAAAAGACUAACUAAAGAAGCUAAAAAGGAAGUGCAUUUAUGUCUCCAUAACCACUCGAUGCAAAUAAAAAGAGAGAAUUGUGCCCUUAGAAAAGAAUUGAUUGAUCUCAUUGAAAAGAAUUCCUACUUACAUCAACAAAAAGUUCGACUUGAAGAAGAAAAAAAGUUUCUUACAAGAGAAAAGGAGACCAAUGCGAAAUUGGAAAGUUUGAAGUUAGCUCGUUUUAAUGCUACGGAAAAAUUAUUCAAUCAUCAAUCAUCGUGAUUAAUAACUGUCGUUAUCUGGUUAUUUAAGUUUCUAUGUUAUUUAACUUUUUUAAAAAUAUAUAUUAUGGUGACAUAAUAAAA